Didymella exigua CBS 183.55 is the source of this 687-nucleotide messenger RNA. RefSeq lists its product as uncharacterized. NCBI's taxonomy places the organism in Eukaryota, Fungi, Ascomycota, Dothideomycetes, Pleosporales, Didymellaceae. The coding region runs from base 122 to 589 and encodes 155 amino acids. The record is from RefSeq and is a predicted model, not a curated record. The transcript is spliced from 2 exons.
GACAGAGUGAAAGCAGGCUCAGUCAUGUGUCUGGCUUGCAAAGGUGUAUCCUGUCGCGAUUUUGCGCAGCUUCCGCCUCUUCCUACGACUGUUCAAUUUUGAGUCGAUUCAAUCCCACAACAUGGCUGAUUCACUCACCUCACAACAGCCUGUCUCGCCACUGCUCCGUCUCCCUCUCGAGCUGCGCAAGAGGAUCUACGCACAUGUCUUCAGCGGCUACCGGAUCACCGUCCUCUGGUCCAAUACCGGCGCCCUACGCUACGCCACUCUUCCCGACUCUGAGCUCCUUUUCCACGGCUCGGGGCGACUGGCCUUCAAUACUCUCAUCGCUCCGACGCAAGUCUGCCGUCAGAUGUAUGCCGAGACCCGACUCCUUCCAUACAAAUACAGCACGUACAACGUCAGCCUCAUAAUCAAUUUCACGCUCUGGAUGGGCAGGCUUGAUGAGGCGUUGCACACUACGGUGUGGGAAGCGUUGAACGAGUCGCAGAGGUUGUAUGUGCAGGAGGUGCGGGAUGAACAUUGGGGGGGCAGUGAGGACAAGGUAGUCCGGAGAUGGAGAAGGGCCGGGACCGCAAUGAGUGCUUGACAAUCGCGCAAACAUGUGUUCAAUGUUGGUGCAUGACCUUUCUGCUCAAUCCUGGCAGUCUCCUGAUGUUUUGUACACAUCAGAAACGAAGUAAUUAU